GUCCCACUGCUGAGCACAGCCCUCAAUCAACUGGAGUGAGUAUGGAGCUUACUCCAACACGCUGCUCCACUGCGGGGGGUGAAAUUUUAUAUCGGACUUUUCGCGGAAGCUAAAAAUUGGUACAAUCGAAGAGCAAAAGUGCAGUCACUGAGCCCAGCGAAUUAUUUGUAAACAGUGGUGAAAUUAUGAACCAUUAGUUGUCAUAAUUUUAAGAAUGUUUUUGUAGGUGGUUUUGGUCUAUUACAGAAACGACAUGUAACCAGGUCUUAAGCGCAACCAGUUAAUUCAUUACAUAAACUACCUAUAUACGUCUCACUGCUGGGCACAGGCCUCUUCUCAACCAACCGGAGGGGGUAUGGAGCAUACUCCACCACACUGCUCCACUGCGGGUUGGUGGUGUUUUUACGGCUAAUAGCCGGGACCUACGGCUUAACGUGCCCUCCGAAGCACGGAAUUAUCUUACUUUUUCGGACAAUCAGGUGAUUCAAGCCUGAAAAGUCCUUGCCAAACAAAGGACAGUCUCACAAAGUGAUUUCGACAAUGUGCCCAUCGGGAAUCGAACCCGGACCUCCAGAUCAUGAGCCUAACGCUCUAACCACUAGACCACGGAGGCUGUUCAUUCGAAGAGGAUUCAUUACUUUGCAAGAAACUGAUUGGACUUUUGCACCUUAUCGUACAAUAGAAAAGGGGAACCGUGUUACCUAGAAUUUAAGGCGAGCGUAGCCGCGGGUUUAAGCUAGUUUUAAAAUACCUGUAAAUACAGGUUGAAAAGAUCGAGUAGGCGUUAGUCCCUAGUUGUGCGAUGCGCAACGCUCAGGUGGCGGUAUAUAAAGGACGGAUGGCGCCGGAUGGACAUUGUGUUGUGGCAUCGGUGGUGGUGUGGUGCUGAGGAUACGUGAUGCCUGUGAGCGGACGGAACUUAUUAGUCCUGGUGUGGGUGCUCACGCUGGCCGCGCUGGUGACGUCACAGAUCACCUUCAGUCGUGACUGGAGUGGAGGCAAGAGAGCCGAGCCAGUGGAGCUCGACUGCGGACAGUUCGCGCGACUCUGCCGACACUUCGUACACGAGAUGAAGUCGUCGCUGGCGGGCAGGCUGCCCGACUCCGGGGCGAAGCACCGCCACCCGUUAGAAGAGACGCCCCCCAUCUAUGAGGAUGAAUAGUCCAUCGGCACACCAGUAUUCCACCAUCACUUCCAUUAUAUCCUGAUGUGCUGUUCUCUUUAGAAUUAAAGUUCGUCCAGUUAUGAAAUAGAAGGAGAUUCGUCGUUCACAAGUACGCUUUUUCAAACUGUAAUUGGUCACCCAUCGGGCAUCGAAAAAAAAAUGAACGAAGAAGCUGGUACCAGAUGCAAAACUGCCAAUGACAGAUUAGAACUUGAUACACACAGGCGGACCGGAAAUGUGGUAUAAUAUAAAUUCUCCUUAUAAAUCCUCGUGGGGUUUCAUGCGUUAGAUGUCACACGAUAAGGAUUUUCGUAUGGAAUAUCCAAGGUAUGACGCUUACAUACAAACUCUCGUUUCCCGGUCCGCAACGUCCACAACACAUCAACAUUAUUAAGAGCUACGCUCUUUUCGGUGUAUCCAUUCUUGUCUAUCAAAUGCCAAUUCUUUCACUUCCUUAUAAGACACGACGUCCAUUUUCCCUUUAAUCUGUUCCAAAUUUAAGCUGUUUUUGGUCUUUCCCUUCCUCUCUUUCCUUGUAGCUUGUUCUAUGACGUUUUUAAUAAAUUCGUCGUGUCUUAUUAAGUGUCCAAUCAUCAAUGAUUCAUUAGUUUAUUCAUUUUCUUCAGUGUGUAGCACAUACACUGAAGAAAACAUGUAUAUCCGAAAUACAGACGAAACGAAAAAACAGC
Pectinophora gossypiella (pink bollworm) is the source of this 1854-nucleotide messenger RNA. RefSeq lists its product as uncharacterized. Lineage: Eukaryota; Metazoa; Arthropoda; Insecta; Lepidoptera; Gelechiidae. The record is from RefSeq and is a predicted model, not a curated record. Gene Ontology annotation, molecular function: hormone activity. The transcript is spliced from 4 exons. The coding region runs from base 899 to 1162 and encodes 87 amino acids.